Cynoglossus semilaevis (tongue sole) is the source of this 1500-nucleotide messenger RNA. RefSeq names its product endonuclease domain-containing 1 protein-like. The transcript has 4 exons. Bases 258 to 1160 code for a protein of 300 amino acids. The record is from RefSeq and is a predicted model, not a curated record. Gene Ontology annotation, molecular function: metal ion binding; hydrolase activity; nucleic acid binding. Lineage: Eukaryota; Metazoa; Chordata; Actinopteri; Pleuronectiformes; Cynoglossidae.
GAGACAAGCGUUGGGUCUAAAUGGACAGGAACCCAAACUCCAGACUGGAUUGUUGUGUUACAUAAGGAGAAAACACAGAAAGAGGAGGGGAGAGAGGAGGAAAAGAGGGAGGAGGAGCAGAAGUCCAGGAAAACAUAACUAAAUGCAUGCUGGUGUUUUAAGUCCAAACCAGGAGGAAAACCAGGUGAGCGGGGAUGCCAGCAGAUCCAUCCAUCCUGAAAUCCUGAAAUCCUCAAAUCUGUUCUGGACCUCUCAGGAUGUCUGGUCUCUGUCCUCUGGUCCUGGUCCUCCUGGUCCUCUGUGGAAUCUGGGUUCCUGCUGUGUCUGAUGUCGGGGACUUUUCUCCAUGUUUGCAGUUCUUUUACAGGUCCUGUCCCCCUAAAGGUCUGACAGGGACCACCAUCUGCCAGCGCUACCUUAACCAGUUCCGUUUCGCCACACUGUACAGUCGACAGCGGCGCUCGCCCUGGUUCUCUGCUUAUGUCUAUUCAGUACCAGCUGGAAAAAGGCCGCCAGCAAACUGGAAGUUUGAACCUCAGUUAGCUUAUCCAGGAUCUGAUGGGAACAUGAUGCUGUUUCCACCAGGUUCCCUGGACCAGAACUUGGUGGACAGUCAGGGGGUGGAGCUGGACUACAUAAAUUCCACCUACUCUCGAGGUCACAUAAACCCCAGCAUCCACCACAAGAGCAACGAGGACCGCAUGGCCACCUUCACGCUCACAAAUGUGGUUCCUCAGAAGGCAGGGUCCAAUGAUGGACCCUGGGAAACCCUGGAGCAGCACGUCAACAGAACCCUGGCCUCUUUCUGUCUUGGAGAGUCCUAUGUGGUAACUGGAGUCAUUCCGUACCAGAGUGAGGAGCGCUGGCUGAAGAACCACCGCGUGGCCGUGCCGGAGUAUCUCUGGUCCACCUACUGUUGUCCAAACUUCAACCACAGUCUUCCUUCAGAACUGAAGAACGCCUUCCCCACGUACGCCGCCAUCGGACGCAACGACCGCAACAGUUCCCAGGAGAUUGUUCCAGUGAGUGAAAAGGCGAAAAAGGAGUUCAAGGGCUACGACGUGAGACGCAUGUCUCUGGAGGAACUAGAGAAGGUUCUGAGGGACAGACUUGGAACUGAGGUCAGGAUCUUUUACGAAGGCUGCGCAGGAUUAGACUAGUCCUAAUCUGCAAAAGUCAACCCCUCACUCUCCCUCACCAAAGUUCAUAGAAUAAAAAAAUCAAUACAUUCAGCUGGUAGUUAAACAGGAAGCUUUUAUGUCUGCUGCCUCCUGUGGUCAGUUGGUGUCACUGAGGUCAGUCUGAACAAAGAAUCACAAACAGUGAAGUCACAAUAGAACUUGGUGACUGAGGCAGCCGUGGAUCAACAGCUGCUGAGUCAUGGUCUUCUCUGUGGACACUGCUCUGUCCGUGGUGUUGAAUUCAAACUCCUGUCACGUGAUUUCAACCACGAUUAACUCAAACUAAUUAUUAUUUUUUAAUUCUGUCCUCGUUAAAAAU